CUCGGAGCCCGCAUAUAACAGCUCUAAACUGAGCUUCAUCGGAAAAAUUCACAAACAAUUCACCUUCAGAAUUCAAAUUCAAUAAUGGCGUCAAGAAUCGCUGACUACUGGCUGAGAUCUGCGCGGGCAAAGACAAAGGCUCUGCCGCGAGGGGAGUUCAUGCCGGUGUAUGUGGCACUGGGAAUGAUCUUAGUAUCGACAUCGCUGGGCGCUUAUACGGUUCAAGAGCAGCUCUGCAACUCGCCCUCGGUGCGGGUCAAUAAGAAGAGGAGGGAGAUAGUGGCAGAAGUAGAAGAGCCUGAACGCGUGGCCGAAGAAGCCAAACGCUAUGUCAAACACUCAAUUUUUCGCAAGGUCGCUAACAUGCAGGACUUCGAUGCCGUUCGUGCGGGGAUCUCUGAUCCCACUCGAGAUUUUAAAUCUCCUCGCGUAGAGAGUUUGAAGUCGGUUGGUGUGGAACCGAAGCCGAAUGUUCCCUGAAGUGCGCACUGACGAGGAAGUAGUUUGGUGGCGUGGCUGUAAAUAUUGAUGAAAUUUGCCCCUUUUUUAUUUUCCUAAGUUUGUUGUU
Dendrobium catenatum is the source of this 568-nucleotide messenger RNA. RefSeq lists its product as uncharacterized. Lineage: Eukaryota; Viridiplantae; Streptophyta; Magnoliopsida; Asparagales; Orchidaceae. The record is from RefSeq and is a predicted model, not a curated record. The transcript is spliced from 3 exons. The coding region runs from base 85 to 480 and encodes 131 amino acids.